GACAGCUUAAAAAGAAUACGCGUUGCUUUGUUCUGUUCAUGAAACUUUGAAUUGCUUCUCUUUAAUACACCGUUCCUUUUUUCAAAUUACACAUACAUAUAUGUUUGCAUUGCUGAAAUAGAGUUAUUUGAAUUUACAAGAUGUCUUGCAUUGACAAGAUGUCCAUUAUGGGCAUUCGAUCUUUUGACAGUCGAUCAAGAGAAAGUAUUCAGUUUUUUUCUCCUUUAACGUUAAUUGUUGGACAGAAUGGUUCAGGAAAAACAACCAUUAUAGAAUGUUUAAAAUAUGCUGCCACAGGAAUACUUCCUCCAAACACCAAAGGUGGUGCUUUCAUACAUGAUCCGAAGUUGUGUGGUGAGAAAGAGGUUUUGGCGCAAGUGAAACUAGCGUUUAAAAACACAAAUCAAAUACGGAUGAUAUGUACGCGAUCAUUACAAUUGUUAGUAAAAAAGACAACAAGACAGCAGAAAACGCUUGACGGACAGUUAUUAAUCGUCAAUGAUGGUGAGCGAAGUACUAUCAGUAAUCGGUGUGCAGAGUUAGAUUUGCAAGUCCCGCUAAGUCUCGGAGUCAGUAGAGCACUUCUUGAUUAUGUUAUAUUUUGUCACCAAGAAGAAAGUUUCUGGCCAUUGAGUGAACCCUCAAAUCUGAAAAAGCGAUUUGACGAGAUUUUCGAGUCUAUGAAAUACGCCAAAGCCCUCGAGCAAUUAAAGAACGUACGACGUGAUCAGGAAAAUCAAAUUAAAGUUGAUCAAGCUAAUUUAGUACAUUUCCGGUCAGAUAAAGAACGGGCUGAAAAAAUCAGGUUACAACUUCACGGUUCUCAGAAACGCAUUUCAUUUAUUAAUCACAGAAUUGAAGAACUGGAUCAAAAAAUAUCACAUACGGCAAAACUUCAGGAUGAACUUUUCAGAUCCACUGAAGAAUUCGAGCAAAAAGAAGUUGCCAUAUCUCAGUAUGAAAACCAUUGCACUUUUCUGGCUUCAAGUAUAGAUGACUUAAAGCUUCACAUGAUUGAAAUGAACAACACUACAGAUGACUUAGAGAAUAUGUCUGCAAACUUUAAUGAACAGGUAGAAACUGAACAAAAACUUCUAUUAGAACUCGAAAAUAACAAGUCUUCAACCGAAAUUCGAUUAAGUGAAAACAGAAAAAGGAUGGAGGACCUCUCGGCUAAUUUAGGUCGUGCUGAAGGAGAACUAGCAUCUCUGGAACGGACUAAACGUAGAAAGGGAGAAACUUUGGAGAAUAUUGCUAGCUUGCACGGGUUUUCAGAGCGAAAUGAAAACGAAAUUAUAACAAAAUACCUUGAGUAUUUAGAUACAAAUAUGUCUGAAAACAAAAAAGAUUUGCAGCAAAUACGUGAUAAAAGAAAAGAGAAAAGUGCUCGUAUCGAGGGUUUAAAAGCUCAUGAGAUGUAUCUGCAGAAAACCAUUGCAGGUUUGGAAGAUUCUAUUGGGAAUAACCAAAAGACUAUUUCUUUUAUUCAAUCGCGUAUUGAAGAUCUCAGGCAUAUGGCUCAAACGAGAGAUUUGCUAUCCGAAGAACUAAAACGAGGAGAAAAGGAACUCCAGGAUGCCAGAAAAAUUUACGAAGACAAUGAAUGGAAUAAAAAAAUUGACAAAGAAAGAACGGAAAUACGUGAUACUGAAAGGGAACUGGAAAACUUAACUUCAUUGAGUGAUAAACUUCAUGAUAAUGCCAACAUUUACUCUAAGCUACAAUUACUAGUCGAGACGAGAGAAAAAUUAAUGGCUAACGUAGAAGAAGCUCGAAAAUAUUUCAAGCAGCGAUACUUUGAGUUAACCGCCCUUGAUAUUCAUACCGUCGAUGAAUUUUAUGAAAAUCUAGAUGCCUCUUUACAAAAAUCACAAGUAGCUAUAGAUGAACUAAAGAAAAAACUGAAUUCCGCGAAUGCUACUGUUGUUGAACUUGAAUAUAAAUAUAGUACUUAUCGUGAAGAACUAUUUCAGUUGGAGUCUCGAAAUAGCGAAAAGGCUCAGUUAAGUCAGUACCAAUCAGUCAACUUGGAUGAGCACAAUGAAAAUAUUCACAAAUUGGACACAAGGAUUGAAGACAGCAAACGAACAGCUCACUCCCUACAAUUUGGUAUAAGUUUUUAUGAAAAGGCGAUUCAGAUGUCUGACUCACACCAUGCCUGUCAACUAUGUCAAAGAAUGUUUGAAAAUGAUGAAGAAGCUGCUUUCGUUGAACAUUGCCGUGCGAUGAUAGAAAAUAUUCCUGGGAAAUUGUUAGAUGUAAAUCAGCAACUGGAGAGCUUACAUGAAGAGAGGAAAGCGUUAAGUGAUGUAAUUCCUCUUAUUCAAGAAGCAAGAUCAAUAAAAAGCUCGAUAAAGGAAAAAUCCGAUAUUUUGACCAUAACAGAACAGCAGUUAGAAAGUGCAAAAGAGCAAGCUGCCUCCCUGGAUUUGGAGUUGAAAGAUGUGAGCAAAAAACACCAGUCUUUUGAAAGUUUAAACCUCAAGUUGAAAGAUAUCGACCGUUUGAACGAGGAAACUGAAAAGUGCAAGAUGCACAUUUCGGAUCUACAGGCCCAACUUAGUCCAUCUUUAAAGGAAUUGGAUAUUAAUCAAAUUGGUCUUGAACGAAAGAAGAUGGCAGAAAUGAACAAAACUUCUAAGAAAAAUUUGGAGACAAUACUUAAUGAAGAGACCAAACAAAAAAGGGAGCUUGACAAUUUGAACAUAGCUAAUAAAGAAAGGGAAGUUAAGUUCUCAGAUCUAAAACUGAAAAUUAAUGAGUUACAUCAAUUGGAAGUUGAGGUAAAAAAUUGUGAUGAGAAGAAAGCUAAAUUACUUGGAGAUCUUGAAGAUGCUAAACAGUCUUGCGAGGAACAACGGCCAUUGUUUAAUAGACUUAAUGACGAUAUGCUUAGUUUGGAGAGUAAUCUUGAAAAACUUGAAGAAAAGAGCCGAACAUUAUUGCAAACUAAAAACGGUUUUCUUCAACAAGUACAAGAUUGGAAUAGAGAGUUACAGAUUGAUAUACAGUUUGAAUUAGAUCGCUUAGUUAAAGAGAAGGAUGGUCUUUAUCGAACUGUUGAAUACGAUCUAUCUGAAUUGAAUUCUAUUACCCAAAAAAUAAAAAGCAUUCAAGAAAGGUUGGCUGACCUGCGUUCAAGGGAACGCAAUAUUUCGGAUAACCUACGUCUUCGUCGAUUACACAGUCAGUUCUUGGAGGCCUUAGAAAACAAGAAUAGUCUGAUAGCUCAACAAGCAAAGACCAACAGACAAGCUUUUCGUGAUAAAAUGGAGUCCUUGAAAAUUCAAUAUGGAGCACUAAAUGCUGAGCGUGCCGGGUUAUUAGGUGAAUGUCGACAACUUGAUUCUGGUGUAAAUCAGUUAACUCAAGAUUUAAAUCUCGAAUAUAAAGACUCGGAUGAACGCUAUCGACGUCAAUUAAUUAAGACUAGGACGACUGAUAAAGCUAAUGAUGAUAUAGGAAAAUAUGCAAAAGCUUUAGACAUUGCCAUUAUGCAACUCCAUUCAUUAAAAAUGAAUGAAAUUAAUAGAAUUGUAGAUGAGUUAUGGAAACAGACCUACUGUGGUACAGACAUCGAUACUAUUUUAAUACGCUCGGACGCCGAAGGAAAAGGAAACCGCUCUUAUAAUUAUAGAGUUUGCAUGGUAAAGGGAGAUGCCGAAUUGGAUAUGAGAGGCCGUUGCAGUGCUGGUCAGAAAGUUCUGGCCUGUAUUAUAAUUCGUCUUGCCUUGGCAGAGUGUUUAGGUGUUAACUGUGGAAUACUAGCUCUUGAUGAACCUACAACGAACUUGGAUGAAGACAAUAUCAUAAGCUUAGCUAAAAGCUUAUCUAAAAUUGUCGAAUUUAGAAGGAGACAAGCAAACUUUCAACUAAUCAUUAUCACUCAUGAUGAACAAUUCAUCCGCCUAGUUAACACGGAUGCAUAUUGUGGUUACUAUUAUAAAGUGAAAAGAGACGCUAACCAAAACAGCAUUAUCGUGCGAGAAACGAUGUAAGCAUUCAUGUUGCUUUGGACAACUUAGUAAAGGAAUUAUGAUUCAUCAGAACCAUGAAUUUGUCACUAAACACAUUAUAAAAUACUUGCUUUAAAAUAGCAACAUAUGGAUUUUACUUUUAUUCAUUCAAUACUUAUUUUUGAUCCACCUAUGUUUGCGUUUCUCUGUAAUAAAUUUCCUUGAAAUAUAGAUUUAAUUAGGCGUACAAUGAG
Schizosaccharomyces octosporus yFS286 is the source of this 4210-nucleotide messenger RNA. Its product is annotated as DNA repair protein Rad50. Gene Ontology annotation, molecular function: double-stranded telomeric DNA binding; single-stranded telomeric DNA binding; ATP hydrolysis activity. The record is from RefSeq and is a predicted model, not a curated record. Gene Ontology annotation, cellular component: condensed nuclear chromosome; Mre11 complex; nucleus. Gene Ontology annotation, biological process: telomere maintenance via telomerase; double-strand break repair; chromosome organization involved in meiotic cell cycle. NCBI's taxonomy places the organism in Eukaryota, Fungi, Ascomycota, Schizosaccharomycetes, Schizosaccharomycetales, Schizosaccharomycetaceae. The transcript is spliced from 4 exons. The coding region runs from base 141 to 3998 and encodes 1285 amino acids.